Messenger RNA from Physcomitrium patens, 1663 nucleotides. RefSeq lists its product as uncharacterized. Lineage: Eukaryota; Viridiplantae; Streptophyta; Bryopsida; Funariales; Funariaceae. The record is from RefSeq and is a predicted model, not a curated record.
UUCGCAGCUCGAGCGUAGAAAAUGGAUCAGACAGGGUUUCUGGGGCCUGCAUUGGAUUGCAUGCUGUAAUGCAGUUGGCCUUCAUUACUCCAUCUGCUGUGUUUGUAUCAACCGAAUUGCCCUGGUGAGAGCGUGUGGAUCGUGGGCUUCGGUGGGUGCACUGAAACAAGUCUAGAGAACUCCUUGGGACCCUCGACAUGACGAAACCUGCGUGUAGCAUCGUCGCGAUGGUUAUCUUAACCCUGGUCCUAGCCGCUACCGGUGGUGUGCAAGCGCAGCCAUGCUCACCAACCCAACCCCUGUUAUUGUACGGGUAUUGUGCUAGUUAUUUGACGGAUGCAACAAGCUAUCCGGAUAACACAUGUUGCGAUGUGAUUUUGAAUAUGUACAACUUGAGAGGGGCUAACUGUUUCUGCGACGCAGUUAGAUCAUUGGUCGCAUCGAACCCUACUUUGAACGCGAAUAAAGCACGCGCCUUGCUUAAUGACUGUGAAAUAUCUGCUGGAUCAACGUGCUCUAUGACACCUGCCUCUCCCGUGUCCCCUUCGUUACCUGCGCCUGGCUCCGACGAUGGCAUCAACACUCAACCACCUGGACCAUCAAGCCCGAGUUCGACGACCUAUAAGACUGCAGGAUCUCUGAACCUAGCUGCUCCGAUCGGGGGAGGCGUAGGAGGAAUCACAGCUCUCGUGAUCAUCUUGAUUUUGAUCGGGAAAUUUACGAACAUGUUCUCGAGAUGCUGUAAUUGCCAUUGGUUUGUGAAUGUAGGCGGACGCAAUGGUGAUGGCAAUGCCAACGCCAACGUCGACGCUGGUGGCAAUGGUGGUUUACCACAACAUACGCAGCAACCAAAUGGACAUCUAAACCCAGGAUCAGCUACUCCGAACGAAGGACAAGUUCCUCCAAAUGGAAGUUACCACGAUUCAGAUCCAUCGUGGAAUGGUGAGAAGGCUGAGAAAGUACCUGCGCACUUGGCAAGAUGAACGCUCUUCGUUUGGUAGGUUGUGAGGAUCAUUGAGCCAGUCUUGAAUUACUCUCGACACGGCGGUGCUUCUGGAAUAUAAGGUUGUCAACUUCCUUGCAGAUGAAAGAUAGUCAUUCGAAUGACACAACGGAAGAAUAUGUUCAUCUUUUCACGCACUAGAAUGGAGUGUAGGAUACUUCAAUCACCUCAUUUUGACAUCGCUGAGCUCCGCAAGAAUUUGGCCAGUGCAUCAUUUGCCUAUCACCUCGAAAUGCUACAUGUAGAUAGAUUGAUACGCAAAGCGUUUAACGUUCAGCAGGAUUGAAACUGGUAGAUGGAUCGCAAGGGGUCUUGCAUGGAGAUACCAGCCACAUUCGUUUAGUAUCAGAUAAUCAUUUACAGUAUCUCCAGUUUAUUUUCUAAUAUGGGUGUACAUUUCGGGCCGAUUACGACACGCUAUGUCUUGCUACUUGUGUACCAUCGUGUUGCUUUGAGUAUGAUUAAGAGGAUCAGGAGAAAGAUCAAGGUAAAUAUUACCACUGCUAUCAAGAAGUAUUAGAAUAUAGAGUUUCUUUGUCAGUAACUGUAACAUGCUGUAACGUCAGCGGCAAUGUCGCAUCCAGUCGAGGAGUGGCGAUUCCUUGAGUCGAAUCUCCCUCGACUGGAUAAACCAUAUGAAACAGAAUCAUUACACGAGAA